Messenger RNA from Penicillium samsonianum, 1308 nucleotides. Its product is annotated as PSME3-interacting protein. The transcript has 2 exons. NCBI's taxonomy places the organism in Eukaryota, Fungi, Ascomycota, Eurotiomycetes, Eurotiales, Aspergillaceae. The record is from RefSeq and is a predicted model, not a curated record. Gene Ontology annotation, cellular component: nucleus. Bases 475 to 1218 code for a protein of 247 amino acids.
AUUGACCAUAUUGGACAGAUUGGAUGUUGUUUCUCUUCACUUCUGUUGUUAUUUGCAACAUAUUGAUCCGUGGACAACGAAGUCAAGAAUUACCCGAGUGGCCAUUUCCAGUUCCACUGAGACAGACAUCUACAUCGUCAUACUGGAGCCCUGGGGGGUGUUCUUGAGGGUAUAACCAAGAGGACAAGGGAGACGCCAUUUUGGCUAAAUGCACGUUUCCACUCAUAUUUGACCCACAUCCUCCAAUUGAGAUCGACCCCCCAAUUCUUCCAAUUCUCCGAUUUCCCCUUGUCUUACGUGAAACUUACCUUUCCAGAAUCUUCUCAAUCUCUUUCGUUCACCAUUAUUAUUCGCCCGCGUUUCGGUCCAUUCCACGCCCCCCACCCGUCACCGGAUAAUUUCGCAUUCCGACCGACCAUUAUACCCGAGUGCUCCAUCCCGUGACCCAUAAUCAUUUUACCCAGCCCGAUCACUAUGUCAUCAGGUUUCGUUUCAUCCGGGACAAACGAGAAGCCAAUCGAGCGGGACGAUGAGUGGCUCAAAGUGCAGCAGGAGCUCGAGGAGGAGCGGAGACGAAAGGCCGAGAUAGGGAAGCAGGAUGAAGGCAAAAGUCUCUUUGAGGUGUUGGAGCGGAAUAAAAUGGCCAAACAAGAAGCUUUUGAAGAGAAAUCCCGUCUCAAAAACCAGUUUCGAUCCCUCGAUGAAGACGAAGUCGACUUCCUGGAUUCUGUUCUCGAGUCAACACGCGCGCAGGAGGCUGCUGUGAAGAGGGAAACGGCGGAACAACUUGAAGCAUUCCGCCGACAGCGCGAGGAGGCGCAGAAAGCACUGCUUCAAUCAACCUCGUCGGAUGUGACACCCGUGCAAGAAGAAUGGACCGCACUAGCACGCAAGAGACGGAAUGAUAAACACAAGAACUCAUUGAUCCCAGGGAAGAAGCGCAAGGCUUCAGUUACCGAGAACACCGCUGGGAAGGACACACAGAAUGGGAAGGACUCCCAGAAACAGGCCGGAGCUGACGGUUCGAUUACCAAGAAGCUGGCCCAAGGGACUUCUAAGCCCAAUAAGGCCACACCUGCUGCUUCUGAAACUACAAAUCCUGCCACACAGCCCAAGGUGGUGACAGAUACAGAGAAGGGACAAGUAAAGCCAAAAAGCCCGACAAAACCACCCCCGGUUUCACUUGGCUUGGGAGGAUACAGCUCGGAUUCUGAAUGAUGAACCAAAAUCCAUGGAUGGCCUCGGGAACUAGUUAGCACAAAUAUCUAAGUUAACAUUGUAUUAUGUAGCUCAAAUUAAUGAUUCAAG